Messenger RNA from Mesorhabditis spiculigera, 1260 nucleotides. The record is from the annotation of a GenBank genome assembly. NCBI's taxonomy places the organism in Eukaryota, Metazoa, Nematoda, Chromadorea, Rhabditida, Rhabditidae.
AUGGACGCAGCGGCGGCAAAAGCCCACCAAGUUGAGGACGAGGAUUUUGAGUACAACGCCAGGGAUGCCAUCAUCUAUGCUCUUGGCAUCGGCGCAAAGGCAAAGGACGAUCUUCGCUACGUGUACGAGUUGGAUGAGAAUUUCCAAGUAUUCCCGACAUUCGCCGUCGUGCCUGGAUUUGUCGUCAAAUCGCUGGCUAGCUGGCCAGGUGUUUCCUACGAUCUGACCCGCAUCCUGCACGGCGAGCAAUAUAUCGAAUUCUACAAGCCGAUUCCGACGGAGGGAAAAUUGAGAAGUAGCCAGAGAGUGGCCGAGAUUCUUGACAAGGGCAAAGGAGCAUUGAUUCUGUCCAAUGUAACGACAUAUGAUGAUGAUACUGGCGAGAAACUGUUCAUGCAACAAUUCGCCACUUUUCAGGUGGGUGCCGGUGGUUUCGGUGGGGCCCGUACCUCCCCUGAAGAAUUCCAAACGGCCAAAAUUCCGGAGAGGAAACCGGAUAGAAUUGUUGAGGAGAAGACAUCUCUCGAUCAGGCUGCCCUCUACCGUCAAGGAUCUGGAGAUCCCAACCCGCUCCAUAUCGAUCCGUCAUUCGCACAGAUGUCGGGAUUCCCGGAGCCAAUCCUUCACGGUCUAUGCUCGAUGGGAUUCUCAGCCCGUCACGUCAUAAAUAGCUUUGCGGAGAAUGAUGGAAAUCGAUUGAGGGCUAUCAAGGUGCGUUUCUCCUCUCCUGUCCUCCCAGGUCAAACCCUUCAAACGGAAAUGUGGAAAGAAGGGGAUCGAGUGCUCUUCCAGACCAAGGUGAAAGAGACGGGGAAAGUGGUUAUUGCAAAUGCGUGGGCAAAAAUUGAUGGAAUGACUGGUGGAGCUGCCGUUGGAUGUCCAGUAUCUGCCCCGAAUACGGGAAAAAUGACGCUGAAAUCGGCGGCCCUUUUCGACCAGAUCAAGGCCGAACUCCCGAACCACACGCAAAAGGUGAAACAAGUGAAGGGAAUCAUUCAGUACGAGCUCACUUCUGGAGGGAAAGUCGUCGGCAAAUACACAAUCGAUCUGAAGAACGGAGACGGUACCGUUUAUGAGGGAGAAGCUAAGGAAAAGGCCCAAGUUACGGUAACCGUCGACGAUGAGGAUUUCGUGAAAUUGGCCGCCGGAGAACUAGAACCAACAAAGGCGUUCAUGCAGGGAAAGAUCAAAGCCAAGGGAAAUAUCAUGAUGCUCCAAAAACUACAGGGACUUCUCCAAGGGGCACAAAAGGCCAAGCUA